AUGGUUUUUGUAACAUUGUUACUGGAAAUUAGUCCUUUUACCGACAUCGUCAAUGCUCACCUGCAGUUGAAGAAUCCAACUGAACGAGCUGUAUGUUUCAAAGUAAAAACUACUGCACCAAAACAAUAUUCUGUCAGACGCAAAAUCUCAAUGUCACGUCACAAAUUCAUGGUUCAGACAUGCUUUUGUCCAUCGGGUGAUGUAGAUCUCGAGAAUAUAUGGAAAGUAUGUAUUCUGGAUUUUAUUUUCUACAAAUUAAUGGUGGUAUUCCAACAACGUGGGGAUGAUCAGCAGGUGGUAGUCAGAGAAGAAGCUCCGUCGGCUGUUUCUUCUAUAAGGUAG
Messenger RNA from Angiostrongylus costaricensis, 342 nucleotides. Lineage: Eukaryota; Metazoa; Nematoda; Chromadorea; Rhabditida; Metastrongylidae. The record is from the annotation of a GenBank genome assembly.